AUGCCAAUCGACGACUCUGACGAUGAAAUGCCACAGCUCUCUGGCGGGGCUCUCGACGCGCUGAAAGAAUUUUACGCCGAGCGAGAUGCCAAGCUAAAGCAGUUCGAAACGCUCAAGGCGCAGGCUGAAGAUGAUUUUAAUGGGAAACUGUCCAUGGACGCGUUUACCGAAGAUUGGAAUGUGAGCCAGUUUUGGUACAGCGACGAGACUGCUACGGUUCUCGCACGUCAGCUCUUGGAUGGCGCCACCGAUGAGACGAAGAUUGCGGUGGUUUCUGCUCCGAGUGCAUUCAUUCAGCUGAAGAACUUGAUGGCGUCUGGAGAGUACAAGUGCAGACCGCAGAUCAAGCUACUCGAAAUUGAUGAACGAUUUGGAGUAUUCAAAGAGUUCGUUCGCUACGACCUUGAGAAGGCGAUACAACUACCCGCUGAGCUGAAGGGCUCGUUCGACCGCAUCAUUGUGGACCCACCGUUCUUGAAUGACGAUUGCCAGACAAAAGCAACAUUGACUGUGCGGUGGCUAGCUAAGGGGUGGACACCUGAAUCUGUGCGAAUCAUUGCGUGCACAGGAGAGCGUAUGGAAAGCAUCAUCACUGGCAAGCUGUACGGAAAAGCUGGUGUCAAGACCACAGACUACGAUAUCAAGCAUGCAAAGGGCUUGAGCAACGAGUUCAGAACAUACGCCAACUUCGAAUGCGAUGCGUGGAAAUGGGCGAAGUCUUCGUGA
Ascochyta rabiei is the source of this 726-nucleotide messenger RNA. Its product is annotated as Protein-lysine N-methyltransferase efm5. Gene Ontology annotation, biological process: methylation. NCBI's taxonomy places the organism in Eukaryota, Fungi, Ascomycota, Dothideomycetes, Pleosporales, Didymellaceae. Gene Ontology annotation, molecular function: protein-lysine N-methyltransferase activity; nucleic acid binding. The transcript has 5 exons. The coding region runs from base 1 to 726 and encodes 241 amino acids. The record is from RefSeq and is a predicted model, not a curated record.